CGGCAACCUCAGCAAAAUAAUAGUUAUAUUAAUAGGAACAUAAGAGAUUAAACCUAGAAUUCCAGACAAAGUACUUGGGAAAGUUUAUCAUUUUGAUUGGAUAAACUAGGCCUAAUCGGGUCUUGCGCCUGGGGCGAAAUGUGAAAUGGUCACAAACCAAGGGAACCUGCACGCUGGGUUCUUCUGCUCUCCUGCACUACUCGCAACCGCCAUUUCAGAAGACACCGGCCAAAGUUCAUCGAACUAAACACUUCCAAGCAACGAUUAUUUACCUCUCUCUCCAUCUUUCAACAGUCCCCCUCUUCCCGUACACCGUUCAUCAUGAACCCUGAAUACGAUUAUCUUUUCAAGCUCCUUCUUAUCGGUGAUUCCGGUGUCGGAAAAUCUUGCUUGCUACUUCGAUUUGCGGACGACACCUACACAGAAAGCUAUAUUUCCACUAUUGGAGUGGACUUCAAAAUUCGGACAAUCGAACUCGAUGGCAAGACAGUGAAGCUUCAAAUUUGGGACACUGCGGGCCAGGAGCGGUUCCGCACCAUUACGUCGUCUUACUACCGAGGUGCUCAUGGCAUCUGCGUCGUCUAUGAUGUUACUGACAUGGACUCGUUCAACAAUGUGAAGCAGUGGCUUCAGGAGAUUGAUCGCUACGCCACUGAGGGUGUCAACAAGCUGCUUGUGGGUAACAAGAGCGAUAUGGAGGAUAAAAAAGUCGUAGAGUACACAGUGGCAAAGGAGUUCGCCGAUAGCCUUGGUAUCCCAUUCCUAGAGACUUCUGCUAAAAAUGCCUCCAACGUUGAACAGGCCUUCUUGACAAUGGCAAGACAGAUCAAGGAGCGUAUGGGUACCGCCACCGUCAACAACAAGCCAACUGUACAGGUUGGUCAAGGUCAGGGCGUCCAGUCCGGGUCCGCCGGUGGUUGCUGCUAGAUAGACCGAUUGAGUCGUGCUGUAUAGUGCUACUUUAGCCACCUCGGUACGGAGUAGGGAGGUGGGUUUGCCAACUGCGCCUUGGUACUAAACAGUUCUAUCUGGAAUCUGACACGGCGCGGACGGCACAGCGAAAUUUUCUAUUUUCAAGCUCGGGAUGAUUAUUGGGAAUCAUUUAUGAUUCUUCACCUCGCUUUAGACGGCCUGCGAUUGUCUUUAUAUGUGCUCAUAUUGCCGGUACCCUUGUUUG
Messenger RNA from Aspergillus alliaceus, 1177 nucleotides. RefSeq names its product Rab family GTPase YPT1. Lineage: Eukaryota; Fungi; Ascomycota; Eurotiomycetes; Eurotiales; Aspergillaceae. The coding region runs from base 322 to 927 and encodes 201 amino acids. The transcript is spliced from 6 exons. The record is from RefSeq and is a predicted model, not a curated record. Gene Ontology annotation, molecular function: GTP binding; GTPase activity.